Molecule: messenger RNA, 7529 nt
Organism: Physeter macrocephalus (sperm whale)
Lineage: Eukaryota; Metazoa; Chordata; Mammalia; Artiodactyla; Physeteridae
Gene: ZNF691
Product: zinc finger protein 691
Exons: 2
Coding region: 6067-6900 (277 amino acids)
Source: RefSeq, a predicted model, not a curated record
ACACACACACACACACACAGCAGGAAGAAUAUAUAUAUUUAUUUAUUAUAAGGAAUUUGCUCACACAAUUAUGGAGGCUGGCAAGUCCCAAGAUCUGCAGGGUUAGUCAGCAAGUUGGAGGCCCAGAUGAGCCAAUGGUUUAGUUCCCAUCCAAGUCUGAAGGCCCAAGACCCAGGAGAUCCCAUGGUGUAAUUCCAGUUUAAAGGCUGACAGGCUUAAUACCCAGGAAAAACCAAUAUUUCAGUUUGAGUCUAAAGUAGGAAAAAGGUUGAUGACUCAGUCUGAAGGCUGUCAGGCAGGAAGAAUUCUUUCUUACUUGGGGGAUGGUCAGCUAUUUGGUUCCAUUAGUCCUUCAACUGAUUGGAUCAGGCCCACCCACAUUAGGGAGAGCAAUUUGCUUUAUUCAAUCUGCCGUUUUAAAUGUUAAUCUCAUCUAAAAACCCCUAAAGAAACACUCAGAAUAAUGAUUGACCAAACAUCUGGGCACCCUAUGGCCCAGGAAAAUUAACUAUCACAGCUCCUGAAUGGAAUUUUUUGUUUGCUUUUGUACAGUCCUUAAAUAAAAGUUUGUUAUUCAUUGUUUGGCAUGCUCUUAUUUUCAUUGUGAAUGAGAAGUUGUGGGGAAAGGCUUUGGGCUGGUAAGAGAAGAGCACAUUAUGGGAUUGGUUUUGAACAGCCUUGAUUCCACCCAUGCAAACUUUAACCACAGUUAAAAAUAAAGCCACAGUUUUAUUUCUGCAUCUGCCUUCUCAGUAUUUCAUUUAUAUCAGUUUAUAAAGUGAUAGCAUGUAUGGGGUAUUUACAUUUCACUCAUCCAUAUUAAAUUUCAAACAUACUUUUGUGAAUAUCCCAGUCUUAAAAUUCACAUUAUUCACAUUGGCUGCACCCAAGGAAACUCACCAGCAGGAAGGAGAACUGACAUUUAUGGAGGCAGAAGCAUUACAUAUGUUAACUCUUUUUCUUUUUCUUCUUUUUUUGGGGGCUGCAGUGCACUGCAUGCAGGCCAGACCAGGGAUUGAACCCAUGCCUCCUGCAGUUGAAGCGUGGAGUCUUGACCACCGGACCAGCAGGGAAGUCCUGACUCAUUUAAUCCUUACAAUAAGGAAAUAAUCCUCUAAAUGGCUAGGUAGUAGAACUGGGAGCAUAAAUCUAGUGUAUCUAGCUCUGAAGACAAUACCGUUUCCUCUUUGCACUGAAAUACCUUGAAGAUAUGAGAGGCGUGUAGAAUUUUAGCAUACAUAUUUGAUUAGAUUUCUUUUUUUAAAGUUAAACCUGAAAAAAAAAUCCUAAUCGUGGAUAUGCCUUAGUGGUCUUGUUGUGUUUGAACUGAUGAACAACAGUCAGGUUUAAUUAAAUAGCACUCAGAAAAAACCCUGUGCAGGGGCUUUGGGAAACCAGAGGUGUUCCUUGGACAGAGAACUUUUAGCUUCUCUGACAAAUGUAUUGGAUUAGUUGAUCUUUGAACUCCCUUCCAGGGGGAGGGACAAAUUAGGAGUAUGGGAUUAACAGAUACAAACUAGUAUCCAAAACAUAGAUAAGCAACAGGGAUUUACUGUAUCAUACAGGGAAUUAUACACAAUAUCUUGUAAUAACCUAUAUAAUGGAAUAUAAUCUGCAAACAACUACCCCAAAUCACUAUGCUGUACACCUGAAACUAACACAAUACUGUAAAUCAACUAUACAUCAAUAUAAAUAAAUAGACUCCCUUCCAGUUCCACAAUCCUUUGACUUUAAAAUAUAAACCUCCAGUGAGGCGCGGGACUCUGGCUUCGCGGGAGGUCUACAGGACCAUCAGGGGUCGCCAACUCAGAGUAAAGAAGCAGCUCUGAAUUCAUAACCCCUUGGAGGUCAAGUAGGUUAGCUCUACAUAUUCUACAACUUCCCAGACCAGUGGCCGUGCACGUUGGGCUUUUAACGCCAGAGCGCAGAAGGAAAUCCGACGACCUCAGAGAGAAUCCAGUCUCCACCACUAAAUUCUAAACUCAAAUUUCUUCUCUGCGGCUACCGUCUGCCAUAGGACUACAACUCCCAGCAGGCCACGCCCGAGGCCAAAGCUUACUGGCGGCCCUGCCCGGGUUUCUUGCCUUGUGGCAGCCAGUAUGGCCAAUAGCAAGGAAGGGCAACCUUCAGGAACCAGUCCUGGAGAGGCAGGGCGGAUCCUUUCGCGGUUCCGGUUCCGACUCCUUCCCCCGGCCCUCCGAGGCGGUGCUGUCCCUGACCGUACGGCUGGAGCUAGCUCUCGACUUGAUCCUAACGACCCCGAACUUCGACCCUUCAGACCGCUUUCCAGCUUGGCCUCUUCCCUCUCACACAGGCCUUUGGCCUUCAGCAUCUGUGAUCAACAACCCCACCUUCUUGGCGCUAACUCCUUAGACCUGGCUCCUUUUCCACUGCCUCAGUCCCUUCCACCCUCCCUGUACCUCUGAGCCUCCUGGGAAGACAAGCCCCAUGGGCCCCUUUCUCCUCUGAAAUCUCUGAAAUGUAAUAUGUAAGAGCCUCUUUAUCUGCCACUGUCUUCUCAGUAGUUGGUGGGCUCCCCAUCUCGGUUAAGUCCCAAUGUUGCUCACCCAUCCUGCAAAUCGUAGCUCAAAGACCACCUUUUCCGUCAAGCUGCGCAUCUCUGAUCUCUUCAGGGAGAUAUGCCUGUGUCAUCAGAGCUACCGUGGCACUGUUCCUUCUUUCCUUUCUUCCUUUCCUCUUUCUCUCCUCUUCCUCCGAUACUGGUGUAGUGCUUAAAAGCACUGGCUUUGGAGUGAUGGGCAUGGCUCCCAGUUCGGCCACUCACUUGCUGUGUGCCCUUGGGCAAAUUACAAUUUCCCUGCUUCCACUGGAACUUAACCUUCUACACUGUAUGAGUUUCUGGAGUUCAUGGCCUAUUUCGCUGCACUGUACCAUAAACUCUUUUAGGGUGGUGACUAUAGUCUUAAAUCUUUUUGCUCUUUUUUGACCCAGCAUUCAGCCCUGGGUAGAGUCAGAGCUUGGUAUAUUGUGGGUUCUCAGGAUAGCAGGAUUGGUAGUGAGUGGAGGCCACGUAGCUCAUUGCAUUAAAGACAGAUGGUGGAGCCCUAGGUGGGAUGGGUAGCAGUAGGAAGUAAAUUAGAUCAUAUCCAUUCACUUGUACUUAAAAAAAGAUCCCAGCCGCUCCGCGGCAUAUGGGAUCUUCCCGGACCGGGUCACGAACCCGUGUCCCCUGCAUCGGCAGGCGGAUUCUCAACCACUGCGCCACCAGGGAAGCCCUUAAAAAAAGAUUUUUGAGCACCAGGCCUUGUGCUGGAGAGAUUACCAGAAUGACCCAGUCCCUGCCCUCAAGUUGCUUAUAAACUAAUAGUGGAAAUAGACCUGUAAACAGAUCAUUGCAAAUCACUGUAAAAGCAAGUACAAGAUUCUGUGGGUGCAUAAAGGAGGAAGUGGGCAGGAAUUAGGCGAUUGCUAAGGAAUAGUGGGUGAGAAUAGACACAAGUAGGCAUGAAAUGGGUUCUGGAGACAGGCCCGGCCUUCAUUCAAUUCAUUCAGCAAAUAUUUAUUAAGGAUCUACUAGGUAUGACUGCCACUGCUGUAGGAGUUGGGGUUAUAUUAAUGAAUAAAGCAAAGAACGUGGCCCUCAUGGGACUUAUGUUUUGCAGGGGGAGGCCGAUACUAAAUAAUAGACAUAAAAAACAGAUUGUUAGGAGGCGAGAAGUGCUGUGGGGCAGGGGAGACUGAGUGAGGGGGAAGGGGCUGUAAUUUUUAUAUUUAAAUUUUAUUUUUUUGGAGGGGUUGUAAUUUUUAAAAGGAUGGCCAGGAGACAGUGAAUAAGUAUCAGAAUAAAUUGUUUCUGAUUUUUUUUUUGCAUUUUUGAAAGUGAAGCAAGCCUAUUAUUUUUCACAUCACUUAUGUAGAUUCUUGAAAAAGCACUCUCUAAUAGAGAUUGGUAAAUUAUACUUCACCUCCUUUUGUUUUUUUAAAUAGGUCUUUAUUGGAGUAUAAUUGCUUCACAAUGCUGUGUUAGUUUCUGUGGUACACCAAAGUGAAUCAGCCAUAUGCAUACAUAUGUCCUCAUAUCCCCUCCCUCUUGAGCCACUCUCCCUAUCCCACCCCUCUAGGUCAUCACAAAGCACCGAGCUGAUCUCCCUGUGCUAUGCUGCUGCUUCCCACCAGCCAACUGUUUUACAUUCGGUAGCGUAUAUAUGUCAGUGCUACUCUCACUUCGCCCCAGCUUCCCCCUCCCACCCCAUGUCCUCAAGUCCAUUCUCUAUGUCUAUAUCUUUAUCCCUGCCCUGCUUUUAAAUAAAGUUUUAUGAAAACAGACACACCCAAUCAUUUAUAGAUCUUCUUUGGCUGCUUUUAUGAUACAAUGGCAGAGUUGAGUAGCUGCAACAGAGAUCCUGUGGCCCCCAAAAUUUACUAAAUAUAUAUUCUCUGGUCCUUUACAGAAAGUUUGCUGACCCCCCACUCCUUAAAGAUUUAAGGUAUUGUCCGUAUUUCACAUUUAGAUUAUAUGUACUGUACCAUUUUUUAAUUGAAUUUUUUUCUUUCCUAACAAGAUCAUGUAAGGGAUCUUUUUCAUUCUUGCCUUCUUCACAGGGCUAGCAUGUAGCGUCUUCAACAAUUGUAGUAGCAGCUGUCAUGUACUGAAUGACUAGUACUGCCACACUUUACACUGAGCAUAUUAUAGGCAUUUUCUCUAACAAAGUCCUGCUGUGUCGGUCAGUAUCACAAUUUUAGUGAUGUGGUAGUUGAGGCUCAGAGUGGUUGAGUAAUUUACAGAGUUGUAAAGACAGUAUGUGUCACUAUAGAGAUCCAACCCUAAAUUUAGUCGGUGUCCCUUCCAUUACCGGACCCCACCUGGAGCAAUUAUCAAGCUUUCAUUUUCUAUCAUCAAUGCCCCAUCAUAGUCUAUGCUUCCCUCCCUCAUCCCUUUGUUCAUGUCACUCUGUACAGUAUCUCCACCAGCCCACUCUGCCUUUUGAAAUGCUGUUAUUUCUUCAAGGUUCAGAGGAAAUACCGCUCUCCUCUUAUCAGUACUUUCUUCCCCUCAUUCCCUGUCCUUGGCUGUCAGAACUCAAAGGAGUCUGUGCAGCUUAGCAAGCAUUUGCUGAUGUUUGCAUAAGUAGGCCCUGUGCUGGGCACUGUGUGUGGGGGGUGGGCAGGGAAUGUGUGUCUGGGGGAAUGUGUGUCUGGGAGACUGUGUGUGGUGUGUGAGUAUAGCUGGAUGUGUGUAUGGUGUGUAAUUGUAUAGCCAUGAAUGUGGUUCUGUGUGUGGGAGGGCUGUGUGUGGUGUGUGUGGUAUGUACGUGUGUGACUGCAUGAUAUGUAUGUGUGUUGUGAGAGUGGCUGAGUGUGUUUGGUAUGUGAGUAUGGCUGUGUGGUGUGAGUCUGUGUGAGACUAUCUGUGUACGCACCACUGUGUGUGGUGUUUGAGUGGAAGUGGGUCCUGACCAAUCAGAACAGACACAGCCCAGGCCCUCAGUGGGUCUUGGAGGACCCAGAUGUCAAGCCUGUAUUUGCUAGACUAUGGUGAGGUCUGGGGAAGGGAUGAGGUGCACACUUAAGAGGAUCCAAAGCUGGGCCUUGUAAACGAGUAGGAGAGCCUCAAGAAUUAGAGAUUCUGUUAUCUUCAUUUUGAAAGCAGGCAAAUAGGUGGAUACUUUUAAGGAAGGCUUUUCAAAAAAGAUUAAACAUAAUGGGAAUUUCAGUUAACUUACAGUUAGGCAGAAAAAUUGAACUCAUCCCCAAAUGGAAGCUCCUUUACUUGUAGGUGAAUUAGAGUCUAGACUGUCAUUGUUUAGUGGUAUUAAGAAAAGUGACAUUAUGCAACUCAUACAAAUAUCUUCUGGGGGUGGACAAAGCUGGGGCCUUCUUUUUGCUCUGGUGGGUAGCUUUAAAUAUCUGUGGAAGUUUGUCACUUGAAAGUAAGUAAAGGCAUUCUAUCCAAGCAUUCCAGUUAAUUGAGGUUAUUUCUGAUGGAUGGUUCCAUAGGGAUGGUGUAUACCCACCCCUUCAGCCAGGACGAAAGAUUCCCUGGGGUCUGGCCUGACCCAAGGAAUAAAGGUGUUGGCCAUUUGUGUUCAUUCUCAGGGUUCAGAGAUGGGCAGUGAGAAGGAGCAGAGCCCAGAGCAGCACCUGCCUGAGGAAGGGGAGCGGGGUACUAAGCCAUGGAGAGUGGAUGACUCAGAGGGUUCUUGGAUCCCAGAUGGGGAGAAAGAGCAUGGGCAAGCAAGCCUGUCAGAGGGGCCACCGCAGGACGGCGCUGUCCCCGCUGGAGAGCCAGAGGACCGCUCUGCUCGUCCGAGGCCCGAGGCUGCUGAGAAGCCCUUUAUAUGUGCCCAGUGUGGCAAAACCUUCAAUAAUACCUCCAACCUGAGAACACACCAGCGGAUCCACACAGGCGAGAAACCCUACCAGUGUUCUGAGUGUGGCAAGAGCUUCUCGAGAAGCUCCAACCGCAUCCGGCACGAGCGCAUCCACCUGGAGGAGAAGCACUAUAAGUGCCCCAACUGCGAGGAGAGCUUCCGGCGGCACUCGGACCUCACCACGCACCAGCAGGACCACCUGGGCAGGCGGCCCUUCCGCUGUGACAUCUGUGGCAAGAGCUUCAGCCAGAGCUCGGCGCUGGCCGUGCACUACCGGACCCACCUGGAGCCGGCGCCCUACAUCUGCUGCGAGUGCGGGAAGAGCUUCAGCAACAGCUCCAGCUUCGGCGUGCACCACCGCACCCACACGGGUGAGCGGCCCUAUGAGUGCGCCGAGUGCGGGCGGACCUUCAGCGACAUCUCCAACUUCGGGGCGCACCAGAGGACCCACAGGGGCGAGAAGCCCUACCGGUGCACGCUGUGCGGGAAGCACUUCUCCCGGAGCUCCAAUCUCAUCCGCCACCAGAAAACUCACCGGGGAGAGCAGGCUGGGAAAGAUUCCAGCUGAAGAGGGCGAGGAAGAGAGAGAGCAGAGCGUGGGACCCCAACCUAGUGCAGAAAGAUCUUAAGGAUCUCCUGCUGCCCCCCUUGACCUCAAGCCCUUCCUCCCACUUUGGAGAACGGUUUUCUGUUGCCUCUGAAGCCGGGAUCUCCAGGAAGUCCUGAGAAGGGACUCUGAGUAAAAAUCUUCACUUUUUUCCAGGCCGAUUUCUUGUGGUAGAAAGUCAGAGGACCCCGUCUUGGCUUCACCUCCUUGGGGUGAAAGAGAAAAAUAAGGUAGGCUUAGGACAUGCUCAUAUCAUUUGGGCAACCGUCCCCUGGCCUUUGAGGAAGUACCUGUGAGGUGGGCAUCACUGUCCGGAGGGCCUCUGUACAGUAUGUGGACCGCUUAGGGCACACUGCAGUGGUCCACUAGUUCCCACCUGCUGUGCCUCACCUGGGCUGGGAGGAGCAGGGGAGAAAGGGGCCCCCUUGGCCCGGAGAAGAGGCCUGAGGUCCUACUUUCGGAAUGAAAGGGAAGCCCUCGAGAAGCCAUGAUCCAGGGACCCUCACACUCCCUCCUGUCUGUGACUUGUCACCCCCGUCCCAACGUGCAUCUGUUUCCCCAGGGUUAGCAGUAAAACCCUUUAAUGAAAA